Molecule: messenger RNA, 573 nt
Organism: Candidula unifasciata
Lineage: Eukaryota; Metazoa; Mollusca; Gastropoda; Stylommatophora; Geomitridae
Source: the annotation of a GenBank genome assembly
AUGUGGGUAUGUUGGACACAAUUAGAGAUGUGGGUAUGUUGGACACAAUUAGAGAUGUAUGUAUGCUGGACACAAAUAGAGAUGUGUGUAUGCUGGACACAAUUAGAGAUGUAUGUAUGCUGGACACAAAUAGAGAUGUAUGUAUGCUGGACACAAAUAGAGAUGUGUGUAUGCUGGACACAAUUAGAGAUGUAUGUAUGCUGGACACAAAUAGAGAUGUAUGUAUGCUGGACACAAUUAGAGAUGUGUGUAUGUUGGACACAAAUAGAGAUGUGUGUAUGCUGGACACAAAUAGAGAUGUAUGUAUGCUGGACACAAAUAGAGAUGUGUGUAUGCUGGACACAAUUAGAGAUGUAUGUAUGCUGGACACAAUUAGAGUUGCGAGUAUGCUGGACACAAUUAGAGAUGUGGGUAUGGUGGACACAAUUAGAGAUGUGGGUAUGUUGGACACAAUUAGAGAUGUGUGUAUGUUGGACACAAUUAGAGAUGUGUGUAUGCUGGACACAAUUAGAGAUGUGUGUAUGGUGGACACAAUUAGAGAUGUGUGUAUGCUGGACACAAUUAGAGAUGUGA